UUUGCCUUAGCCUGCACGUCGUCCUUCACCUACCCACAUCCAAAACUUUAGAAAUGGCACCUAAACCUGCGUCCACUGCUGGCAAGGCCCCCGCGUCGACCGCCUCAAAGGCUCCGGCUAAGACCACUGAGGGGACUAAGGCUGCAAAGAAGACCUCCAAACCUGCUGCAUCUGGCGCAGAUGGCGAGAAGAAGAAGAGGCGAAAGAGCCGCAAGGAGACUUAUUCCUCCUACAUCUAUAAGGUACUCAAGCAGGUUCACCCUGACACUGGUAUCUCCAACAAGGCGAUGGCUAUCCUUAACUCCUUUGUCAAUGACAUCUUCGAGCGCAUUGCUACCGAAGCAUCUAAGCUCGCGUCCUACUCUAAGAAGUCGACGAUUUCCUCGCGCGAGAUCCAGACAGCUGUACGUCUUAUUCUUCCUGGUGAACUCGCCAAGCAUGCCAUCUCGGAGGGCACCAAGUCAGUAACUAAGUUUUCGAGUGCGAGCGCCAAGUAGACGGCUUUCUCUUGUAUCAUUAUUAUCUCCUCAUCUCUGUAUUCCACUACUGUAUUGUACUUUCCCUACUCGUUCUUGUUCGGUUUAUCAAUUUCCCUCUGUUUCCGCCUUCGGAAAUUUCACUGCAGCGUAAUGUUUGUGGAAUUGCGCAUAAACUUGGGGCUUUCUGAGCCCUUAUUGAACG
This is a messenger RNA of Phanerochaete carnosa HHB-10118-sp, 681 nucleotides long. RefSeq lists its product as uncharacterized. The record is from RefSeq and is a predicted model, not a curated record. The coding region runs from base 54 to 497 and encodes 147 amino acids. The transcript is spliced from 4 exons. Gene Ontology annotation, cellular component: nucleosome. Gene Ontology annotation, molecular function: structural constituent of chromatin; protein heterodimerization activity; DNA binding. NCBI's taxonomy places the organism in Eukaryota, Fungi, Basidiomycota, Agaricomycetes, Polyporales, Phanerochaetaceae. Gene Ontology annotation, biological process: nucleosome assembly.